This is a messenger RNA of Vigna unguiculata (cowpea), 1048 nucleotides long. RefSeq lists its product as uncharacterized. The record is from RefSeq and is a predicted model, not a curated record. Lineage: Eukaryota; Viridiplantae; Streptophyta; Magnoliopsida; Fabales; Fabaceae.
UACCAUUAUAUAUAUACAUACUCAUCAAACUCAACAAUAAAACUGGUCAAUGUUAUCCAAAUCUUCUUCUUUUUCUUCUUCUUCUUCCUUCCUUCACCAUAACUGCUUCAUUCAUUUCUUGGCUUCGCUUCUUGGUUGGGUGACCUUCAUUGUCAAUGAAUCAGAAAAAGGUGCAGAAUUUCUUUGUGGGGAGGAUCAUGGAUGGUCAUCAAGGUGGAAACACCAACUGGGUCAUCAAAGAAGAUGAUGAACAUAGCAAUGAUUCAUCAUCCAUUGGACUCAUGUCAGAAGAAGAAGAAGACUCAAUGGACUCUCUGUGUUCUUCUUCUUCUUCAUCAGAGUUGACUGAGGAUGCUUCCUCUCCAACUUCUUCUUCAUCAACACACUCAAAUGGACCCUUGUAUCAAUUAUCAGACCUCAUGAACCAUCUUCCUAUCAAGAGAGGGUUAUCUAUGUUCUAUGAAGGGAAGGCACAAUCUUUCACUUCUUUAGCUAGAGUGGAGAGCAUAGAAGAUCUUCCUAAGAAAGAAACACCUUAUAGCAAGAGAAUGAAAUCAUGCAAAAGUUUUGGGGGAGGUUUAGAUAGUCACAGAAUAUGGUACACUCCAAAGGCUACAAUAACAAAGAAAACAUCAAGAGGGUCUUUUGCAUUAAGCAAAAGAGGGAGCUUUCAUGGAGGGUCUAGACCUUCCAUUGCUGUUCAUAAAAACUUCUGAAAUUCAGCAUGUUAGAGUUACUGCUUAUUCGUGUACAAAAUCCGGAAAAUUUUGAGUUUGAGGAUUCAUCUUACUGAGUCAAAGCCAUAUGAUGAAUUAGCAUAUUUGAUUCAUUUUUGCUUUGUUUUACAUAGUGGUAUAUAUGAUCGAUCCUUUUGCCUCUUACCAUCAUCAUCACUACCUUGAUUCAAAAUUAUCCCAAGUUAUUACCUUAAUUCAUGUGACACCAAAUCUUUUUGAGAUCAAAUUUUAGGUUUUCUCUUUUCUGCAAUUUGUACAUACUUCAGUUACUUGUAUAUGAUUUUUCAUAAAUUUAAAGGGAAACUUUGAUA